AUGUCCGAAGAACUCGUCUAUGCCCUCAGGAAGAUCGCCAAGCGCUUCCGUGAGCCGGAAGGGAACGACAACGCCCGGUUCGGUCAUCUUGCGCUGCCAAGGACUCACCUAGCCUCCGAAGGCUUUUUGGGCGAGUUUCUCGAAACAUUCGGCCCCUACCAACAUGAAGAUGAUUACCGCAUCUUCGUAAUCGUCUCAGAAUUCGAGAAGCAGCGCGCCGAGAAAGAUCAAUCGGAUCUAUUCUUCCAUCCCUCUCCUCCCUCCGAUGAUCCCGAUCCCUCCGUCCACCGACCGAUCCUCCUGACGUUCCCCGAGUUUAUCACCGUCCUCGAAUCGAACCGAUCCGGCUCUACCAAGGGCGAAAGCGGAUGGAAAGCUGCAUCGCAGCCUAGUGGGUGGAACACCGACCAAGUGUUGCCAGAUCGUGUUGUUGUUUUCUUCAACAUCCAACCAUGCCUGCCCACUCCCUGUGCUCUGGCCCUGCUUGACCUGAUCAAGUGGGCCUCGGAUGUUUCAGAGAGACCGUCGGCGGCGAUCCGUAUCUUAACAGCCUCCGACUCGGAUAUCGAAGAACCCAUCGUCAGUCGGCUUGUUAAGCUUUUGGGAGAUCGCCGGCUGGAGUGUUUUGACAUUUCUCACACAGAGCCUCCUGCCAGCAAGCCUAUCGAGAUCAUUUGCGGUGAAGACAACGUUGCCAGUGAAAUCAUGGAUGCUGUGGCGAAAUCCGAGCCGAGUUCCCGGCACGCCGUUCUCUCCUAUCGGCGGGAUAAUGCAACUGAGUUGGAGGAUGCUUUGGAGACCGAAGGCGUGAAGCUUGACGUAGAACGGCUCAGGCCAAACAGAGAUAUCCCCCAGCUUCUAACAGUCAGGGACCUGUUUUGCUGUGAGGAGACGCAUGGUACCGAGGCUUCCCAAGGGCCUUGGGUAAGGAUCAUCAUUCUGGAGCCAGAACAACGUCCUCUCAUGUUCCUCCGGGGUUACACGCACGCCCAUAUCAUUCUGAGCAGUUCCAGUCAGAAAAUGUCGGAGACGUCUUUCGAUCGAAAGGCUUGUCAGAUAGCCAACAUGGGAAGCGAAUUCUCUCAAGAUGUCUGCCAAAACCAGAUUGCAUGGUCCCACCAGCCGCUUGUAGAGAAUGUCUUUGUUUAUGCCGGCUCAACGCUAGAGGAUUUCUCUCGUGGAGGAGCGCGGCAUCUUCGAUUCAUUGAGCGAGAAGAGGCAGGCAGCUUCAUAGCAUCCGUGUUUGCGAGAUCAUCAUGGGACUUCGAUCCAAGAGAUGUACUUGAAUGCUUCCAGUUCGAUACCCAGGUGUAUCUGGAAAUGCAACAUCGUCUUCUGACCCAGAAGAUCAUCGAAGCAAGCCCCCCCGGUCUGGCCAUGACUGACCACAUGGCUUCCGUCUUUCGAGCCAUACUCCCGAUUGCGAAGUAUGAUUAUCGCAUCGCCUACUUCAUCGCGAACCCCGCCUCCAGCCCAUUAGUUCUUCAUGUCAAGAUUCAGAUUGCGGCGAUGCUUAUCGUUGGACUCGAUAUGCUGCUUGUAAUUGAGAAUGAUCCUCCCUUGGAUGAGCUCCUCGGUGCCUGUUGGGGCUACGGUCGCAGCCUCGCAUCAACUGGAACGAUCUGGCUCCUCCUCGGCUUGUGGAAGCGUCUGCUCGUUGAUGUGCAAAGAGCUGAACAAGAGCAAAGAGAUGAACUAGCGCAAAGUCUGAAUUGCUCUAUACUCAACGGAAGGGUCUGGACCACAACCGUUGAAGUGGAUGAUUUUCGCAGCAAUGUCAAGGCGAUUCGCAAUGCCCUCGCCCGCUUAGGUCUCCAGGUUUCCUACAGCGACGUCGCCUUGGAGGAUGGGGAUGCGAUUCCCGACCAACGCACGGAGUUACAGAAUCAUUUACUUCUCGCGUAUGCGCAUCAACUGGUGGUGACAUCAAAGCAGCAGGGCAAGCUUCGCCACAUUAUGGUGUCUACUGGCGCGGAGGUAUCAACGAUUGGGAUUGCCAACCUCCCGCAUGUCUUCGAUAUCGAGGGGAUGAUGGCAGGAGAAGAUCGAACCUGCUGGUAUUCAGUUUGCGACUGCUUUCUGAGAAGAGCUGACGGCGAGCUUUGGGCCCUUCAUUGGACCGGGAUACCAUCCCUGCUGGUCGGUCUCUGGAAGCUCAACCAUGCCCCUGGAGGGACGUUGGUGGAAGCGCUGGAUUCAUUUGUGCCUCGUCCCUGA
Molecule: messenger RNA, 2217 nt
Organism: Fusarium vanettenii 77-13-4
Lineage: Eukaryota; Fungi; Ascomycota; Sordariomycetes; Hypocreales; Nectriaceae
Exons: 1
Coding region: 1-2217 (738 amino acids)
Molecular function (GO): protein binding
Source: RefSeq, a predicted model, not a curated record